Molecule: messenger RNA, 474 nt
Organism: Eriocheir sinensis (Chinese mitten crab)
Lineage: Eukaryota; Metazoa; Arthropoda; Malacostraca; Decapoda; Varunidae
Exons: 2
Coding region: 1-474 (157 amino acids)
Source: RefSeq, a predicted model, not a curated record
AUGGAGGAAGGCGAGGACAGCGUCACCGAUGUGGAGACAAGGGCCUGGCGGUGGUGUAAGUGCAGCGGCGACGGAGGCGGCGACACGCUCAACGGCAGCGGCGGCGGCGGAGGUGGCGGCGUUGGCGGCCGCGGCGGGCCGCGCACCUCCCCAAGAAACACGGCUGGAAGUUGCACGGCGGCGGGGCCCGGCACUGUCCAGGGAAGGGACAGGGGCAGCACCGUAGACAGAUCUGGCGCCAGGGUCGAGUGUGCGUCACCUGACGGGGCCGUGGCCGCCUCAGGUGAUGCUGUGCACGGUGGCUCCGGCGCCAGGUGGGCCAGGAGCACGGGCGAACGGCUGUGGGAAGCCGAGGCAGGUCGGGGCACCGAGGCGGGGUCCAGGGACGUCACGGCAGCUCACAGAGUGAGGGACUCUUACGGUCGCUCUGGCUAUUCCCGCCUCCACGGCACAAAAUGGCGACGCUCAGAAUGA